AAGCUGAUCCUGGACCAGCGCUAGGCGCAAAUCACAUCACUUCUCUACCUUCCCGCUCUUGUUGUUUACAAGAGGGGAUCUCUGGGAAGUGGUGCUCAUGGCAACCAGAAGAAACACGUUUUAGUAGCUAGGGCAAGGAACGUUGCUGUCAUGGCGUUCUGUGAGGACCAGUACUAUGAAAUAAUUGGAUCCAUUCAACAAAGCAUGCACGAAAGGGAAAAGAGGAGACUUGAGUUGGAGAGGGAGUUGUUUGCUUACUGCAGAUCUGAGAAGAGAGGUUCUCAGAUAAAGUAUGCCAAACUCCGUGGUUAUCUCAAGGAAAUCUGUGAGAGAGAAAAACGGGCCAAAAUUCGAAACCUUGAGCUCCUGAGAGAUGUGGAGUGCAUUGAAAUGAGCAUGAAGGAACACUGUCCUGGCCGUAACCCUCUGGAUGAACACAAGGUUGAAUGCUUGAAUAGAAUUUCCAGAUUUAUGGCAGCAAGGCAGAAGAAAGAAGAGCCAAAUCUUGAAAUAGAGAAGGGAGAUGUAUUACAUUGCCAUCCUCAGGGUGAUUCCCCCUCACCACAGGCCAGGGGUUUACACCAACCAUCUGUAAUCUUCAUGGGUCGCCAGACCUCCAGAAGUUCCACGGCUGAAGAUGCCACCACAAGUAUACACUUACGACAAGCGGAGCAUCAUUCGCCAAAUCAUCGCUCACAUGCCUCGGAACGCCCGCAAAGUGGCCUUUUGAAUGACUCCAAAGUUUCCAGAGAGGUCGUUGCCGACAGCGGAGCGCAUCUAUCAGUUGACAUUUCAGGCUCAAACGAUUCCCCCGACGGCUGUAAUUUGUGUGACAAACAUGAAAGGAUGGCGGCAGUGGUUCCAUCUGUUCGUACCUUAACAGCCAGCGCCUGCGUGCCUUUUGGAGGUGAUGAAAAACUGACUUCACCUCAAGUGACCUUGACGAGGCCUGAGAAGAAUAGCCCACCGCCCAGCGCUAUCAGCCAUAUGUGUGACAGGAAUUCACCUGCAGAAUACACUCGGGGUAGAGGGUCUGCCCAUCAGGAGAGCAUAAAAGAAGACGUGGAGAGAGUUCAGCAAAGAUCACCACCUCAAACUGACUUGGGAAAAAGAUCUCAAGAUGUGCCAGAGAAGAGUGAAACCCUUAGUAUAUCCAGUUCCAGUAUGGAGCUGUCAGUGACCAGCAGUGGUAGUGACCUGUCCAUCUCCCUGACUGAGGUACCAGAGGGUGUAGUCCAUGUAGACAGCCACACCAGGAAGACAGACAGCCACACCAGGAAGACAGACAGCCACACCGGGAAGACAGACAGCCACACCAGGAAGACAGACAGCCACACCGGGAAGACAGACAGCCACACCGGGAAGACAGACAGCCACACCGGGAAGACAGACAGCCACACCAGGAAGACAGACAGCCACACCAGGAAGACAGAGAGCCACAGCAGGAAGACAGAGAGCCUACCAGGCCCACUACAGAGGAGUGCUAUUCCACCCAGUGAGAGGGAGCUCCGCAGCAUCAGUGUUCACAGUCAGUCACUUGACACUCCAGAGCCUAUGAACAGACCAGAAUCAAGUAGCGAAUCCACGUCUCCAGAAAUCCCAUCGAAAAGGCUGUCCAUGGAGGGAUUCUUCCAUCUACUGGAGAGCAUUGAAGAACGAUUCCACCAAGGAGAAAUAAGUGUGUACUGUGUCUCAUCACUUGGCGAAAGCAAACGCAAUAAAGUGAUCAGCCUUUGUAACGCCAGGGCAGGCUUGAAUGGAGAGGACCUUGAUGCAUGUGGAGCAGUCGUCCUUCACCAGCUUCAGAGGUUGUCAUGGACCACGUCAAAGGGUUGCCUGUUACCCGAAGAGAUAGUUAGCUCUAACUGGUCUACCACCGAGCCCAGGAAAAUAAGCUCACGUCUCCCCCCUGAUGCUGCGCCUCUGUGGGAUCGCUGGUUCAAGCACGCCCUUCUGCUGAAGGACCACCAUGUCCUCACCCCCGAGCGCCUUGUCCAGUUGUUCACUCCACUGCUGCUGCCAUACAACGCCUCCUAUAGUGCCAAGGCCAAAGUGCUGCUGGGGACACUUCUGUCCCGGUCCAGUGAGGAGUGCCCCUCGGUGGAGGUGGAGAGUGAGUCGUCUUCCUGUGGCCUUCCCUCGUUCCUCGACGACAGCGCUGUGGAGGUCCGACCAGCCAGACCUUCUCGGGAGCACCGCGCCGCAGGGAUGCAAGGACUACAAAGUGGUGAAGAGGACAGCCAGGAUGAAAGCUCCGUGGAAAGUAUUCCUAUUAGAGAGACAAAAGCAUAUCAGCUGCUUAAACAGUCUGCCACGCAGGCGAGGCAGCAGAGCUCUGGAGAUGAGGAUCUGUCAGGAAUAAAUGAUGGCUAUGAAGAGGAUACUGGGAGGGUUGAGCGCUCCUCUCAUCAAGACCCUUACCCUUGAGCUUCCCCGCGUCCUGAAUUGCGUUUAGGCUGCUCAAAUCAAAGUGUUGAGUGGUAAGAAAAGAACAUCUAAAUAGCUCCAUGUUUUCAUACAUUUGAAUAUCAACACGACUUCAUCAAAAUCUGCAAUUGUGUGUCCUCAGAGCGGCUCUUCACCGGGUGCCCAUUUGGGAAGGUAAUGGCUGGGUAAAUGUUAUGAGGAAUAAUCUUCUCUGAUUUCAUAUGAUUACUGGGCACCACGCUGACACAAGGGCCCAAAGUGUGUGUCUCCCUGGCCAGGCCAGCGGGUCUCCCAGUCUACCUAUUAGCAGAGGGAAGGGCAUAAUGGCCCAGCUCUAUUGAGGCGCUACUGUCUGCCAGUGCCAGCCCAAUGACUAUACCUCUUUAAUAAACAUGAGCCAAUUUCAGACUCCAGACCCUCUCAGAUCGCUGUCUCCACUGUCAUUAAGGCGCAUUGGAAGCCCAAAUCUAAGGCGAUAAAACACACGUAAAGGGAGAGAUAAUGGAGAGAAUCACACAUCUCUGAUUGGCCACUGUGGUCGUGUUGGUCCUGUGCAUAAAUUAUUGAAAUUAGACUAAUGAGUCGUUUUGCAUGCUUGACACCUAAUCUGGUCAGGGGAGGAGUGAUCUGUUGUAGAGCGACAGCUAAGAGCGGUCACCAUCGUACCUCUUCCUGCUCCUCUGUGAUUCCCCACCCCCGGAUGCUUACGUUUUAAGCAUUCCACUUACCACACUCUUCUUGCGCUUUAUUGCUUCUACAAGUGGUCUGGAAGCCCUGCACUUCAACAGAAGCAUAACACUGCAGCAUGCUCUGCCAUGUCUUUCACUUUCUCUCUCUCUCUCUGGUUCUAUCUCACUGUCUCUCUCCCCCAUCU
Coregonus clupeaformis (lake whitefish) is the source of this 3301-nucleotide messenger RNA. It is a transcript of the gene kiz, whose product is annotated as kizuna centrosomal protein. Gene Ontology annotation, cellular component: centrosome. The record is from RefSeq and is a predicted model, not a curated record. The transcript has 14 exons. NCBI's taxonomy places the organism in Eukaryota, Metazoa, Chordata, Actinopteri, Salmoniformes, Salmonidae. Gene Ontology annotation, biological process: spindle organization. Bases 151 to 2427 code for a protein of 758 amino acids.